AUGGACGACAGGGCACCCAGCUCCCCACUGCAAAAUGAGGGUGCUCUGCAGCAACCCAGCACCCUGCAGGACUCUCCCAGCUCCCUGCAUCCUCGGGGGCUGCUCUCUGUCAUCCAGAGGCUGAGCAGUUCCCCAGGGCAGGAGCUCCGCAUCGUGCUGCUGGGGCUGGACAAUGCAGGCAAGACCACGCUGCUGAAGCGCCUGGCAUCUGAGGAGGUCAGCACCAUCACUCCCACCCAGGGGUUCAACGUCAAGAGCGUCCACUCGCAUGGCUUCAAGCUGAACAUCUGGGACAUUGGCGGGCAGCGCGCUGUCCGACCUUACUGGAGGAAGUACCUGGGCAGCACUGACCUCCUGAUUUAUGUCAUCGACAGUGCAGACCAGAAGCGCUUCGAGGAGACAGGGCAGGAGCUGGCGGAGCUCACUGAGGAGGAAUCUCUGAUGGGGGUCCCACUGCUCGUAUUUGCCAACAAGCAGGACCUGGUGACAGCAGCACCUGCAGCAGAGAUCGCAGAAGGGCUGAGCCUCCACACCUACCGGGACCGAGAAUGGCAGAUCCAGGCCUGCUCAGCCCUAUCUGGAGAAGGAUGGAAUGAACUGGAUUUCCAAGCAGAUCAUGAGCAGGAAGAAGUGAGAGCUGCAAAGUGACAGAGCUGCAGGUCACUAAGCCACAGCCAACCUCUCCUUCAGUCCCCACAUACCCUGAAGGCCUGACCAGGCCCUGAGCCUUCAACUCAUGCUCUGAGGGGUUUCCACACGGUUGUUCACCACUCAUCCUCCCUUCUCUCCUCAUCUUCUGGGCCUCCACGUACCCUGGGUCCUCCCCGGCGGAGAGAAGCAGGGCCCACAGCAUUACAGCCUCUCACAUCUCCCAGACGGGCAUGGCUGCACCAGCGGGCACAGCCCAUACACAGUGCGGGACGUGGCA
This is a messenger RNA of Lagopus leucura (white-tailed ptarmigan), 928 nucleotides long. Its product is annotated as ADP-ribosylation factor-like protein 3. Gene Ontology annotation, molecular function: GTPase activity; GTP binding. The transcript has 5 exons. Lineage: Eukaryota; Metazoa; Chordata; Aves; Galliformes; Phasianidae. Gene Ontology annotation, biological process: cilium assembly. Gene Ontology annotation, cellular component: cytoplasm; microtubule cytoskeleton. The record is from RefSeq and is a predicted model, not a curated record. The coding region runs from base 1 to 648 and encodes 215 amino acids.